Molecule: messenger RNA, 1167 nt
Organism: Amphibalanus amphitrite
Lineage: Eukaryota; Metazoa; Arthropoda; Thecostraca; Balanomorpha; Balanidae
Exons: 2
Coding region: 246-1037 (263 amino acids)
Source: RefSeq, a predicted model, not a curated record
UGGCGCCUCCCCGGCUGGCCGCGCCCGGCGCCGCCCCUGCCGCGUGGCCCUCGGGCGGGGUCGAGGGCUGGCGCUGGCUGGGCGGUCGGCGGCCCGGGAGAGGCAGGGAGACCGUGGUUACGAGCGGUUGGCUCUGUGGUUCUUGUUUGGGCCUCUGCCGAUAAUACAGUAAAGCAUCGAGUCUGAGUGUGUUCAGCGCCCGCAACAUUUGGCGCGGUCGGUAGGACUGCAGAAGACGACAAAGGAUGCGGCCAUCAUCGCAGCUGGACGGUCCUCCUGGCGGCCUGACGUUUCAGAAUGAGUCACCAGGCCGCCCCUCGUCCGUCCAGACGCUGCCCUGGGCCGGGGUCGGGUCAGCCCCCGACCCGCCCGUGUCGGCGGCUGGCCUCCGUCCAGGGCGGAGGAGGCCGCUGCCUAGGGCCGUGCUGCGAGCUGCCGCCCUGCGACUGAUGCGAGCGAUGCGCCGCCAUCAUCAGAUUGAGCGAGAGCUGCGGGCGCUGCGCCGCGAGACGCACCGGUUCCUGCUGGGCCUGGUGAAUGACCCGGCGGCCCUGCAGCUGUCGGUCCCAGCACCAGAGGCUGACGACCGACUGCCACCGGCUGAAGAUCGACUGACGUCGUCUGUUCCUACAGAGAGCAGGCUGCCCUCGAGGCUGCCCGUUCAGCAAGAGAUGCAGACCCUGCGACCACCACAGAAUCUGCCUAUUCGCCCACAGACGCAACCCCUGCGACCGACACAAGACGAGUCCCUGCAGCCGACGGCCCCGACACUGCACAAAAUCGACACCGGCGAAGGCUCAACUCUCGCACACGCGCGAUCGACGCAGACCCCUCUCGUUUUGACGCCGAUGGUGUUCACUGAUGUUGAAUCUGGCGGCUGUGCCACCGCGCUUGAACAGCGGUUCGGUGAGGCCAUCAGUGGUGCUGCCAGGUCUGGUCGGGGUCGCAUCAGGUCACACCCCAGGGAACUGGGGGAUGGGAGUGACCCUUUGGCCGUCAGGUCACAUCCUGACGAGCUUGCGGGCAGGAGUGCCUGAGGAAGACUUGCGAGCGAAUGGCGAUGCUGCCGGCAGCAAAUGUGUGGUAGUUUUUAAGUUUGUACGUAACGUUUUUGUAUUGCGUUUUUGUAUAGCUUACGUAUUUUGAUGGAUACAGAUGGUUCAUGCG